AUGCAGUAAAGAAAAAAACUCAACUUGAAUGCUAGUGCUUUCUCUUGUGAAAUAAAUGAUCCUUAAAUAAAUUCCAAUAACCAACCAUCUCAAUCUACAAAUUUCUAACCUGAUGUUAAAUAUGAAAAUCAAGAAACUAAUUAAUUUAGAUAUGACUAUCAUUAUGCCUAUCAUUAUACUGAUCAAAAUAGAUAAAAUACGAAUUUUUUUUAUCAGAAAAAAGCUAACCAAUAGUCAAAAAGAAUUGAAUAAAAUGAAAAUAGAUUAUAAAUUAAAAACAAUAAAUUGGACUUGUAAGAUAACUGCAAAUAAGAAUAGAAGGAAAAAUAAAGUUAAAAAAUUGAAAAACAGAUAAAGAAUAAUAAGGCUUAAUAAUCUUAAGUGGAAUCAUAAGAUUAAUAGAAAAUAAUAAAAUAAGAAAAAUUAGAAGCUCCAGAAGAACCUAAAUAAUUAGUAUUAGGUAUAAAAAUAGAAAUUAUGAUUAGACCCAAAACUUGGAUAUUGGACUUAUAGUUAAAAAGAGUAUGAGGAAUUUAAUAAGUAGGUCAAAGAAUAUUAAAUUAAGAAAGCUGAAUAUGAUGAACGUAUUAAAGGAUAAAGAAUGCUUGAAUAGAGGAAAAGAAUGGAGAAGUUUUCUAAAUUAAAAGAGAAAAAACAGAAAAGGAAUAAUUUAUUAGGAAUGAAGAAAAUUAAUUAAUUGAUAAGAGAAUUAAGAAUUUAAUACAAAUAAUAUGUGAGAAGAGAGAAAAAAAAAUAAUUUGGUUAUGUUUUAGAUGAUAAUGAUAAUAUUUAAAUAGUAGAACAAGAGAAGAAAAAGAAAAAAUUAUCAAAAAUUUAAAAAGCCAAACAAUUAUGGGAUAAUUUAAAUGAUCCUGAUUAUGAAACAGUUGAUGAAGAUUAAAUUAAGUAGGAUGACUAAUAGUUAAUUACAAUAUUAAAUUAGUUAUCAAAAAUAAAUCCUUAUUCUAAGGAAAAAUAUAAUAAUAUGAAAAUUAGACCUUGGAUUACUUAAAUUCCUUGUAAAGAAUUAGAUGACAUGACAUUGUAAUUUAUAAAUGAACUAAGUUUUAUGUAAGCUAAAAAGAAGGUAAUUGAACCAAAAAAAAUGAAAAAGAGAGUUGUAGCAGGAAUAAAGGAAUGUUUAAGAAGUAUUUAAUAUACAUUACCUGAAAAAUCUUCAAAAUUAAUAAUAGUACCAAUAGGAAUUUAAGAGUGCCCAAUUAAAAGUAAUUAAAAAUGAAUAUAAUUUCAGAUGGUCCAGAUCAUCAUAUUUUAAAGAUCUUAAAAGAAGGCUACAACAAAAAUAUUCCGAUUAUCUUUGCAAGUACUCGAUCAAAGCUUGGAAGGGCUUUUAGUGGGAAAUUUGGGCCAAAAAUAAGUGUGAUAAGUGUAAUUAAUUACUAAAAUAUGGAAGAAUAAUUUACUAAAUUAAUAUAACAAAGUGAGUAGUAGAGAGAGUAAUUCAGAUAACUAUAUGGGGAUAUUAAUGUUAUUGAAUAUAUUAAUUAAAUAUGAG
Messenger RNA from Paramecium sonneborni, 1516 nucleotides. The record is from the annotation of a GenBank genome assembly. NCBI's taxonomy places the organism in Eukaryota, Ciliophora, Oligohymenophorea, Peniculida, Parameciidae.